This is a messenger RNA of Theobroma cacao (cacao), 1449 nucleotides long. Its product is annotated as patatin-like protein 1. The record is from RefSeq and is a predicted model, not a curated record. Gene Ontology annotation, biological process: lipid metabolic process. Gene Ontology annotation, molecular function: glycerophospholipase activity; monoacylglycerol lipase activity. Lineage: Eukaryota; Viridiplantae; Streptophyta; Magnoliopsida; Malvales; Malvaceae.
AAUCAUGUGCUCUUCUUUAAUUUGCCUGAAUACAAAAUAUAAGUUAUCCUGUCUCGCAAAUCUGUUUCCUUUUAACAUUUUUCAGGCCCUGAUUUGCUUUCCAAGUUACUGAAGAAACAACAUCAUGGAGAGAAGAUUAUCAUCUUUAAAAAUCCAACCACCAACAUAUGGAAAUCUGAUCACUAUACUCAGUAUUGAUGGAGGGGGAGUAAGAGGAAUCAUUCCUGGAGUUAUUCUUGCUAAACUCGAAUCCGAACUUCAGAAUAUCGAUGGUGAGGAUGCUAGGCUUGCAGAUUAUUUCGACGUGAUCGCGGGAACUAGCACCGGUGGUCUCAUAACAACCAUGGUAGCUGCCCCAAAUGAAAAUGACCGUCCCCUAUAUGCUGCCAAAGAUAUAGUGCCUUUUUACCUUGAAAACAGCCCUAAAAUUUUUCCACAGAUGAGUGGGGUGCUGGGUUGGGCUGCAAAGCUAUUAAAAGUUCUAACAGGACCAAGGUACGACGGGAAGUAUCUUCGCAAGCUAAUAAGAGGCAUCUUGGGGACGACAAAACUGCAUCAAACCUUGACCAGUGUGGCUAUCCCUACUUUUGACAUCACGAAACUCCAGCCUACAAUCUUUUCCACUUAUCAGAUUCCUAUCAAUCCAGACAUGGACGCUCCCUUAGCAGACAUCUGCAUAGGCACGUCUGCAGCACCAACUUAUUUCCCUCCUUAUUAUUUCAAGAACAACAAAGAAGAAUUCAACCUUAUCGACGGAGGCAUUGCAGCGAACAAUCCCACAUUGGUUGCCAUCCGAGAAGUGACCAAACAGAUAAUGAAGGAGAAUCCUAAUUUUUCCGAUAUGGAUCCCUUGGACUAUACACGCUUCCUUGUGAUCUCAUUAGGGGGAGGCUCGAACAGACUUGAAAAGAAAUACAGCGCCAAGGAAGCCUCCAAAUGGGGUGUAAUAUGUUGGUUAUUUGAAAACAAUCACACUCCAAUAAUAGAUUGUUAUAGCGAAGCAAGCAAGGAUAUGGUUGACUACCAUAACUCUGUGGUUUUCGAAGCCCUCCAUUCGGAGGACAAGUAUCUCCGGAUCGAUGAUGACACGCUACGUGGUGAGUUGGCCUCCGUCGAUGCAGCUACGAAGGAGAAUAUGGACAACCUUGUAAAAGUAGGUGAGGACUUGCUCAAGAAAACUGUUACUCGCAUUAAUCUGGACACCGGUCUAUAUGAACCAAUUGAAAAUGGAGGCACCAAUGAGGAAGCUCUGCGAAGGUUUGCGAAACUACUCUCGGAUGAAAAGAAAGUGAGAGAGUCAAAAUCCCCACAGGCCAAAGCUUCUGCUUAGCGUUUGAUAUUUACUUUGUAAAUCAAAUUUGUUUCUGACCGUUGAGACAUUUUAUUUUUUACUUAUUAUUUCAAUAGUUUGUCGAUUUGCAAGAUCCAAUAAGAGCUAUUAUUACUGUA